AUGGCUCAAUCUGUUCCCCCAGGAGAUAUCACCACCCAGCCCAACGCCAAGGUCGUCUUCAACGCCCCCUACGACGACAAGCACACCUACCACAUCAAGGUAUGUUUGGGCGAUAGAUGGAUGGGGCUUUGGGACCCCUUAGGACGGCUAGACUAGUCGAGAAGUUUCUACUUCACCACUCCAAAUUCUCCUUUUUGCAUUGACCACUUACCCUCCCUUCUUGCAGGUCAUCAAUGCCGGUGGUCGUCGUAUCGGAUGGGCCUUCAAGACCACCAACAUGAAGCGCCUCGGUGUUGACCCUCCAUGCGGUGUCCUCGACCCCAAGGAGUCCGUCUUGGUUGCCGUCUCCUGCGACGCCUUCAACUACGGCCAGGAAGACACCAACAACGACCGUAUCACCAUCGAAUGGACCAACACCCCCGAUGGAGCCGCCAAGCAGUUCCGCCGCGAAUGGUUCCAGGGAGACGGUAUGGUCCGCAGAAAGAACUUGCCGAUCGAAUACAAUCCUUAA
This is a messenger RNA of Bursaphelenchus xylophilus (pine wood nematode), 511 nucleotides long. NCBI's taxonomy places the organism in Eukaryota, Metazoa, Nematoda, Chromadorea, Rhabditida, Aphelenchoididae. The record is from the annotation of a GenBank genome assembly.